AUGCACAAACAAUUUUCUGGGUUGAUACCGCACCGUAUUUUGAGGGGGGUAACCUCAGCACCUACACGAGCUGGUGUAAGACUUUCAGAGCCUCAUCAUCCUACGAGGCUAGCAAAAGCAAAGUUAAAAGGACACGUAUGUGACAUCUCACUCGAGCCUCAUUCCAUAUUCCUCGAUAACCCCCAAGGCCAAGGUGGUCAAAAUAAAAUAAGAGCAGACGCACUGCAAAUCUCUUCAAUAAAAAUGGGCAUAAGCUAUGACCUGACGAAGGGAUUCGCUGAACACGUUUACUACAGAACGUCGUUGAUCGGAGAUGAUUGA
Molecule: messenger RNA, 321 nt
Organism: Morchella importuna
Lineage: Eukaryota; Fungi; Ascomycota; Pezizomycetes; Pezizales; Morchellaceae
Exons: 7
Coding region: 1-321 (106 amino acids)
Source: RefSeq, a predicted model, not a curated record